UGCUUCUGUUUAACAUUUGUGGCGCCACUUUGCAAUGUACUCUCUGGGUCGGGUAGCUACAGGUUGAAGGUCUGGAAAUCUUUCUAAACUUUUGAAACAUUAAAUAUUGGUCGUUAAUGUUUUCGUGGAUAAAUAGUCUGCUAAGUUAGCUAGCUAUUUGUAGCACCAAAACCUAAUACUGAAUCACUCCGCUGACGUUGCAUGUCGUGUCGGAUCGCUGAUUUGUUAUCUAGCCAGUCGAAUCACUUCGGCAAAGGUGUAAACCGUCGACAAAUAGAAGAACCGGACUUUGAUUAAAUUAUAGCUCAGGGACAACGACAGCGAUCAGUCGAAAUGGCCGACGACGACAACCUUGACCUGCUGCUCUCCAUGUUCGAUGAGAGCCCGGAAGAGGAGAAGACAACAGGCGGGGGUGAUGACUUGGACGAUCUGUUUGAUAAUGAUGAAGAUGAUGGUGAUGGUUAUGUGGAGCCAGAGGAAGAGGAAAACGAAGAGAACGAGGAACCGGAAAAAGAGGAAGACUCCCAUAAUAGAUCCAAGGAAGAUUUGGAAGCCGAGUUGCGACGCAUGCAGGAGAAGAUGCAGAAGCUCCAGGAGCAGCUGUUGUCUUCUCAGGGUGGGGGUGUCAAAAGCCCCCCUCCAAAACCAAAAAGGAGCUCAAGUACCUCCAAAUCUAAACCAAGAGGAGCCUCCACAUCCCCAUCUACAAACAGUACUGCCAGUGCCUCCACAUCUAAACCAAAAGAAGCCUCCACAUCCCCAUCUACAAACAGUACUGCCAGUGCCUCCACAUCCAAACCAAAAGGAGUCUCCACAUCCCCAUCUACAAACAGGGCUGCCAGCGCCUCCACAUCCAAACCAAAAGGAGUCUCCACAUCCCCAUCUACAAACAGGGCUGCCAGUACCUCUCCCCCAGCCCAGAACACCACUAGACCAUCUCCACCUACCACUGCUGGGUCUAGCAAAAAGCCAAGGGCAGCACAUCAGCCGAAAGCAGUGUCCUCGCAGAUUCAAAGCCCACCAAGCAAGGGUGGUAUUGACAGCCUCUUCCAACCAUCAGGAAAUACGAGCAAGGCCAGUAACACACUGAAGUCACCACCCCCCUCAGGAAGUGGCCAGCCCCCUACACGCCAGGGAACACCCCGACCUGCUGUCCACCAGGACGUUCCCGUUGAGAAGUUCUCAGGCCUCAGAAUACGGAAACCUCGGAUCUCCUCCAUAGAAAUCGAGCACAAAAUGUCGGGCCGUAGGAUGAUCCAGCUCUCAACGUUGCCUGAUAAGCUUGCCCGUGAGAAGCUGGAGGACAGCGACUGGGUGACCUUUGCUGUGUUGGUGAACAAGAUAACGCCGCAGAGCAAGAACAAUGGCAAGACUUUCAGCAUCUGGAAGCUGAAUGACCUCCAUGACCUGGAAGUGUAUGUUUCUUUCUUCUUGUUUGGGAACGUGCACACAGAACUUUGGAAAACUGACACGGGCACUGUCAUUGGGAUCCUGAACCCAAACCCCAUGAAGAACAAAGAGGGCUCCAACUCCAAUGAGGUCAGUCUGACGAUAGACCACCCUCAGAAGGUCCUCCUGCUGGGAGAGGCCCUGGAUUUUGGCACCUGCAAGGCCAGGAAGAAGAACGGCGACCCGUGCACACAACUCGUCAACUUGGAGCGGUGUCAAUACUGUCAGUACCACGUCCAAGCCCAGUACAAGAAGUUGAGCUCCAAGAGGGCCGAGAUUCAGUCAGGUUUUACAGGGACGGUCCCUAAGCGUGGAAAGGGGCGAGGAAGUCUGAGAGAUCGGCUCUGUCAGGGCGACUUCCACUAUGGCGGCAUGUCCUCGUUGGCCUGCGCACCCAAUGUUAAUGGCUCACAACCUAAGAAACCCACCCAGUCCACACUGACCAACAUUGUUCUCCGAGCCCCAGCAAAUGGAUUAGCGCUUAAGUCCAGUGAGGUGUCUGGUUGCACGGAGGAUUUUAAAGGCUUGUUGUCCAUGCCGACACCAGGGGCCAUCAACAUCAAGAAACACUUAGACAAGGCCAAGACCACAGCUCCUGGAGAGUCACCUGUUCAGUCCAUCACUGCAACUGAUCUCCUGAAGCAGCAGAAGGCAAUGCAUCGGGAGAGAAUCCUCAACAGACAGAAGAGGGCGCAGGAGAUCCAAGAGAGAAUGUUGCAGAAUAGUGGAAAGGCUACACCCCCUGCCAGACCUGUAUCAAAUGGAACACCGGUCCUGUCACAAAAACCCCACCCCCCACCACCGCCCCACCUCUCUGACCCGACCACACCCACUCUGCGGCGGGGCCUUAGUGAAGGGGAAGACAUCCUGUUUGACCUGUCUCCGCCCCCUCCCGCUAAGAGCCUAUCAUCUGCAAAGAUGGCGGCUCUUCGGAAGCUCCACGCCAAAGGAGCGACCAUCACCAAAGACGACCCCAACGCCGUGAAGCGCAAACGUGCCAGCGGCAGCGACAUCGCUGCUCGCGUGGAGAAAAACCAAAGCUCGUCCGAGGGUGAUAAAUCAGCUGCAGGAGAGGGGGAGGAGCCAGUCCAGAAGAAGAGGCGGGAUCAGCUCGAUUAUAUCCAAUCAGAGGAGUUCCAGCGCAUCCUGAAUGCCAAGUCCCAGUUCUCCUGGCUGAUGGGAGAGAUGGAGGUGAAGGUCAUGCAGGACUACUUUGAGCCGCUGGUGCAGAAGGAGCAGAUGGAGGAGAAGAUGAAGAGCAUCAAAGAGCAGAAGUGCAGAGCAAUCACCUGUAAAUCGUGCAAGUACACACACUUUAAGCCUGCGGACCGGUGCAUACAGGAGAACCACGACUACCACUGGCAUGACGCCCACAAGCGCUUUUUCAAGUGCCCGUGUGGCCAGCGUAAGAUCAGCCUGGCGCGGAUACCCAACAUGGCAUGCAGCACCUGUGGUCAGUUUAAAUGGGAGAGGGAUGGCAUGUUAAAGGAGAAGAAGGGGCCAAAGAUCGGAGGGGAGCUUCUCUUGACCCGCGGGGAGGAACAGCCCAAGUUCCUCGGCAGCAUGAAAUAAGGGCACCCACCUGACUGCUCGAUUGACCAGCGCAAAUCUGUGGAACCGUAGCGACCAAAAGUCCUCUCAUAAGCACAACAUUCAGCAACUCAUGGGACUCCAGAGGUGAGCAACAACCUGUUGCUGCCAAACUAUUGUCCACAUAUGGACACGACCUCCAAAACAUGAAUCUGGCAUGGCCGGAUUGUGUCCACACGUAAAUACAGCCUUUAGUCAUUUGGCCACAAGACUGCAGGGCUGACCAACAGGAAUCUGGCCUUUGGACUCCUGUCUAGAUUCUGUCCGCACACUGAUGCAACCUUCAGUCAGUCACCUACCAGACUACAUGGGCUGGCCAACAGGAAUCUGGCUUGUGAACUAUAGUGGUGGGUUCUCCACACACACAGAGCUCCGAGCUCCAAAACAUGAAUGUUAAACCUCGUGUCAUAGACAUUCACUCAUCAGACUCAUGCGAUGGCUAACGUUCGUCUGCCCUCUGGAGCUCUAGGGGCCUACUCACACACAGGUGUCACAGUCAGUCAACACCAACGUCAGUCAAACACUUGAGCGUAACGUUGAUCAUCAUGAAUCUGGCUUCUGGUACUGUAGUGAUCAAAACCUCUCCUAAUGUAUGCACAACAUUCAGUUCGUCACUAGACAGAAUUUUGCUUGUGAAACUGUAGUGGCCAGAUUCUCCUCACACAUUGCUUCCAUGCUCCAAAACAUGGAUCUGACUUUGUAGACAUAACAACAACAACAUCAGUCUGUCACUCACUGGACUUCAAUGAUGGCUCACAUCAGUCAGUCCUCUGGCACUGCACUGGCAGUCACUGAAACAUGAGACCUCAGGGUUGACCAUCAUGAUUUUGGCUUCUGGAACUGCGUUGGUCAAAACCUCUCCACAUGUAAGCACAACAUUCGGUCACCAGACUCCCUCCCCAGCCGGCGUGAACGUCUCUUCUGGAGCUGCAGAGGCCAGGUCCUGCCCCCAGAGUCUCCACUCCAACUGAGGGAAGCCUGUUGAUCUUCAGGCCUGGCUGUGGCUUUUUCUGGCCUCACGAGUCUUGAGUGAAAGCCGAGUAGGUGGUGAAACUGUACAGGACUGUGUUGGCCGGCAGGUCGGUUAAGGUCGUGUUUUCGAUGUAAACAAGCUUGACCUGCUGGCUCAGCGGCAGCAGCUGGGCAUUCCUGCCACAGUCUGUGUUCCAUCACCCCAGUCUGUUCCCACCCAUGCCAGUUUUUGCCCACACAACGCUGUCUGACCUCCCCUAGGUCAAUCUGUGUCCACCUAUGCCAGGCGGACCUCUCCAAUGCCAGUCUGUGCCCCAUACCAGUGUGUGCCCACUCACGCCAGUCUGUCUGCUAGGCUGUGAGAAGAGCACAGUCACUAAAGGAAGAACAAUGGAUGUACCUGUAUUGUGUUGUGAUGUAGUAUUUUAAGGUUUUUGUUUGUUUGUUUUUUUAAACCACCUCUUUUAUUGUCUUUGAAUGUUGUCUUUGUGUUACAUUGUAUGGGAAGACUCUUGUAGGUAUUAAAAUAUUUUGUAAGAUG
Clupea harengus (Atlantic herring) is the source of this 4552-nucleotide messenger RNA. It is a transcript of the gene mcm10, whose product is annotated as minichromosome maintenance 10 replication initiation factor. Gene Ontology annotation, cellular component: nucleus; nuclear replication fork. Gene Ontology annotation, molecular function: DNA replication origin binding; single-stranded DNA binding. Gene Ontology annotation, biological process: DNA replication initiation; DNA replication. The record is from RefSeq and is a predicted model, not a curated record. Lineage: Eukaryota; Metazoa; Chordata; Actinopteri; Clupeiformes; Clupeidae.